Mesorhabditis belari is the source of this 315-nucleotide messenger RNA. The record is from the annotation of a GenBank genome assembly. Lineage: Eukaryota; Metazoa; Nematoda; Chromadorea; Rhabditida; Rhabditidae.
AUGGAUGAGAUGGCGUUUAUUUUAUCAGCUGCAAACCUUGUCUCACAGGAACACCCAUUUCAGCGACGAGUUAAGAAAUCCGAUUGCCGCCUGUUGAGACGUUCGGCUGAGGAGUUCGCGGUGAGAAAAAAAUGGCAAAAGGCAUGGGUUGAAUAUCGGCGGAGACAUCCGUAUCAUCAAGUGAGCGUUGAAGAAGAUGAUGAAGAGGACGAUGAAGAACUGUCAAACUAUCUUGCAAAGACUACGAAUGUCUGUAAAGAAAAUCUAAAAAAAGCGGUUACUUGGAUAACAAAUAGCGUGAACAAUUUUGGCUUC